GGCAUUUCCUCCAGUGUCGGAUUUCUUCAACGCACUGGCAUUUAAAUCUGCUGCAGUGGGAAGCCUGUGGACGCCUGUCACCGUGAGUGAAUCUGCUCUAUUGGAGGAUUUGGCGCUCGUUUUCUUUUUUCUUUCAUAAUAGCAAUUGUAUCUCUUGCAUUUGCUGAGUGAUACAUUGUAGUCUCUAGCGACGCGCGUUUUUAUUCCAACAAAGCCUGAAUGAAAGGCUGCCUGUUUGGCCAUGUUUUCGACCGCAACGUAUAAACAGAAUAUCAUAUAAUGCGUCAUAUUUUGUAAUUAUGGUCUAGUCUUUUGCGCGUUUUGUGUCGUGAGUGGCCUAGAGACAAGGGAACAGUUUCAAUGGACUCUUAAAAUACAUCUACGUCAGAACAAAUCCAUUCAUUUGAAUACACUACAGUAGGUCUUCGGCGCAUUUGUGCAUAUUGUAAAAUAAUUAUCCAAGAACAACACAUAUAUCGUCUAAGGUUGCCUAUACUCAAGUUGCAUCAUGUUCAGCUGGUUGGGUACCGAUGACAGGAGAAAGAAAGAUCCAGAGGUCUUCCAGACUGUCAGUGAAGGACUCAAGAAGCUUUACAAAACCAAACUGCUUCCACUGGAGGAACACUACAAAUUCCACGAGUUUCACUCACCCGCUUUGGAGGAUGCAGAUUUUGACAAUAAACCCAUGGUUCUCCUGGUGGGACAGUAUUCCACUGGCAAAACCAGCUUCAUAAGAUAUCUUCUGGAGCAGGACUUCCCUGGUAUGCGGAUCGGUCCAGAACCCACGACUGACUCCUUCAUAGCAGUGAUGCACGGCACCAUGGAGGGACUAAUACCAGGAAACGCUCUGGUAGUGGAUCCCAAAAAACCCUUUCGGAAACUCAACGCCUUUGGCAAUGCCUUCCUUAACAGGUUUGUGUGUGCCCAGCUGCCCAACCCUGUUCUGGAGAGCAUCAGUGUGAUUGACACUCCAGGAAUCCUGAGCGGAGAGAAACAAAGGAUCAGCAGAGGUUAUGACUUCGCUGCAGUGUUGGAGUGGUUCGCCGAACGCGUGGACCGCAUCAUCCUGCUGUUCGACGCCCACAAGCUGGACAUCUCGGACGAGUUCUCGGAGGUCAUCAAGGCCCUCAAGAACCAUGAGGACAAGAUCCGCGUGGUGCUCAACAAGGCCGACCAGAUCGAGACGCAACAGUUAAUGCGCGUCUACGGCGCCCUCAUGUGGUCACUGGGGAAGAUCGUCAACACACCUGAGGUGAUUCGUGUCUACAUCGGCUCUUUUUGGUCACAUCCGUUGCUGAUUCCAGACAGUCGCAAACUGUUUGAGGCGGAAGAGCAAGACCUGUUCAAGGAUAUCCAGUCGCUGCCACGUAACGCCGCCCUUCGCAAGCUCAACGAUCUGAUCAAGAGAGCUCGUCUUGCUAAGGUCCAUGCAUACAUCAUUAGCUCCUUGAGAAAAGAAAUGCCCUCAGUCUUUGGGAAGGAGAACAAAAAGAAGGAGUUGAUUAACAGCUUGGGCGAGAUCUACAGCCGCAUUGAGAAGGAACACCAGAUUUCCCCGGGAGACUUCCCUAAUCUUAAGAAAAUGCAGGAGCAGCUUCAAGCACAAGAUCUGAACAAGUUCCAUCCUCUGAAAAUGAAGCUGUUGGACACCGUGGACGACAUGCUGGCCCACGACAUCGCCCAGCUUAUGGUUCUGGUGCGUCAGGAGGAGACGCAGCGCCCCAACCAGGGGGUGAAGGGUGGCGCCUUCGAGGGCACCAUGAAUGGGCCGUUCGGACACGGAUAUGGCGAGGGAGCCGGCGAGGGCAUUGACGAAGUCGAAUGGGUGGUGGCACGUGACAAACCUAUGUAUGACGAAAUCUUCUACACUCUCUCGCCCGUCAAUGGCAAAGUGACUGGAGCCAAUGCCAAGAGGGAGAUGGUGAAGUCCAAGCUGCCAAACACUGUGCUGGGUAAGGUCUGGAAGCUGGCUGACAUUGAUAAAGAUGGGAUGCUCGAUGAUGAGGAGUUUGCCUUGGCCAAUCACCUGAUCAAGGUCAAACUAGAAGGUCACGAGCUUCCAAGCGAACUGCCCGCUCAUCUUGUGCCUCCCUCCAAAAGAAAGCUUCCAGAGUAAGUUUGGUUUGGAUUUUAGGAAAGCAUAUAGUUUGAAUUUAGGUUGCAGUUGAAUUACCGAUGGCUGGACAACCUUUACUAUAGAAAAAAAAACAGUGACUUCUUUGAAAUGUGUGGUUUAUGCUUCACUAGAAAGAAUGGAUUUGAAAAUGACCCACCUUUUCAACUCUUUUGACCUGUGUAUGUAUUUUUUAGUUUAGUUUUGUUUUAUUUUUUCAUGAACAAAUUGUGCUGUCUGCAGUCUGUUUUAUGUGUGCUUUCAGAUUUUACAGUCAUAUUUUUAUGCCACAAUUUCAGUUUCAUCUGUUCAGCUAUCAUGACCGUAACGCUGUGUCCUAACCAGACGUAUUGCGAUGAAUGAUAUCAAAUUUAAAACAGCACAUUUUGUCGAUCACAUGAUUUCAGUUUCUGUGACAAUUUGCUUGCUAGCCUUUCCCACAGUGAAAUCUCAUUGGUCUAAAAAUCUACUUCAGGUAGUUACAUUAAACGUCAUUAUCUUCUGAUUGGUCACGUUUCGUAGCUGUUUUAUGUUCAGGCAAUUACUUGUCGCAUUGCGCCUGGUUAGGACACACUAAAAUGCUUUUCAAUAUAUUUCACUUUCACGCUCAAUUUACUCUACUGUUCAAAAGUUUAGAAUCAAGAAGUUGUUUUUGAAAGUCUCUUUUGUUUGCCAAGACUUCAUUUAUUUUGAUCAAAAGUACAGUGAAAACAGUAAUAUUGUGAAAUAUUACAUUUGAAAAAAAAAAUAUAUAUAUAUAUUUUUUCCCGUGAUGGAAAAUCUGAAUACUUCUAUUACCUGCCGUCUUCCGUGUCACAUGGUCCUUCAGAAAUCAUUCUAAAAAUUAUUAAUAAAACUUUUGAUCGGUAGUGUAUAUCAGAUUGAUCUGUGUCUCAGGAGAGGCGAGACAUCAAUUAAUGCAGAAAAACAUGAAUCUUAUUCUGAAUCUUUGUAUCAGUACGCAACUGUUAAAAUCUAGCAAGAAAAGUGAAAUUCCUUUUAUAAGUAGGUGUAACUGUUAUUCUCUUCUUGUUAAGGCGGCAUCUUUAAUGAAUGCGAGUCCUUUCUAGCCUGACCAAGAGACUGUUAAAACUGUAUAGCCGUCACGUCAGAAUACUUAAUGUUUAGUGUUCUUGAUGGACCCGUAGAGCUAGUAUCCUUGUCAGUAGUCUACUGUAUAUGUUAAUGCCUAACAGAUCUAAACUAACUAGGGUUAUAGUAGUGUUUAUAUAAUUCCCGUCUGAUUUCCAAAGAAGAAAAAAGAAUGAUGCUGCAAAACGGCUUUAUUCAAGUGAUGUGAAGUUCUCUUUCUGAGCGUUUCUGCGUUCACAUGCUCAUUUAAAGAGCGGCGGCUUUGGAUCUAAAUAUGUAUUUAGUUAUAUUACUUUAUUAUAUCAGCAUUUAAUGAACUCUUUACCUCUGUAACCCCCCCUUGACAAGCAGUUAUCUAGUGCUGUUGCGUUUUCUCAAGCAGAUUUUUAGGAUCUGAAUGUGAAUUGAUCAAAUUUUAUGCACUGAACUAAAUGGUCUUUAAAGGGGUAGUUUAAUCAAAAAAUUACAAUUCUGUCACUAUCUACUCACCCUUGUGUCAUUUCAAACCAUGUUUUAAUUCCAUGGUUGAUGAAAAAGGAGAUGUUUAGCAAAAUAGUCACACUGCUCUUUUAUAUACAAGCUCAAAAAGAACAAAAAGUACCAUAAAAGUAGAUAGUUAUGACUUAUAUACUAUAUUCCAAGUCUUCUGAAGCCAUGUGAUAGCAUUGUGUAAAAAAAACAAAAGGCUUAAAUGUAAGUGAUUAUUUGCUGAAAAUUGCCAUAUAUGUACAUAUUGUAAUUUGGCUUCUCAUGAUCAGUUACUGUACAAGACACACUGACAUUUGGCAUCAUUGACAUUAAAGGGACAGUUUACCCAAAAAUGAAAAUUCCUAACCCUAAUGUUUUUCCAAACCUGUAUGACUUACUUUCUUCUGCAGAAGAUAUUUUGAAGAAUGUUGGUAACUAAACUCUUUCAGUUCCAUUGUAUGGACAAAAAAUGUAAAUCAAUGGAAAGUGAAACGGUUUUGGUUAUCAACGUUAUUCAAAAUAUAUGCUUUUCUGUUCAGCAGAAAAAAGAAAUGGAACAACAUAAGAGUGAGGUGACGUUUUUGGGUGGACUAUCCCUUUAACGUAGAAAAAAAUCAUACUCUUUUGGAUGGACACAACUAAAGGACGACAGGAUUUUUGCUUUUUGAUGUACUGUUCCUUUAAAUCUGAUCUGCUUUGAUCUGAAUGCCCUUUAAACCUGUUUAGUCAAUCAAUUAAACCUAUAAGCUGCCUCGGUGCCUUGAGACACACCCACUUCAAUCAGAUUUGAGACACUAGAGAUGUACAAAGCACACUGUCGUAUUCUACAGUAUCAUUACAUGCUCAUGAAAUAAACUGACAUUCUUCAAAGACUUUCAUUAAUGCUCCAUUUGAGUCUAAUGAAAAGAAAUUCCAGAUUUGCUCAUAAUUUUUGCACAUGAAAUUUUUUUUGCCCAUAAUGUAGGGUUGUGCGUUUGACCAAGUGUGUACAUGUAUAUGGGUGCAAUAUGGUUCGCAAGUGUAUUGUGAAGUAGUCUGUGUACGUGUGCUUGUUGCUCAUUGUGUUUUAACCGGUGUGGACAAAUUAUGUGAGACACUACUGUUCAGGGAGGUGGACAUUAUUCAACUUAAUAAAGAUCUAACUCAUUUAAAAGUG
This is a messenger RNA of Onychostoma macrolepis, 4829 nucleotides long. RefSeq names its product EH-domain containing 3 (gene ehd3). Bases 509 to 2116 code for a protein of 535 amino acids. Gene Ontology annotation, cellular component: plasma membrane; cytoplasm. The transcript has 6 exons. The record is from RefSeq and is a predicted model, not a curated record. Gene Ontology annotation, biological process: endocytosis; endosomal transport. Gene Ontology annotation, molecular function: protein binding; GTP binding; calcium ion binding. Lineage: Eukaryota; Metazoa; Chordata; Actinopteri; Cypriniformes; Cyprinidae.